Batrachochytrium dendrobatidis JAM81 is the source of this 483-nucleotide messenger RNA. RefSeq lists its product as uncharacterized. Gene Ontology annotation, cellular component: ciliary transition zone. The transcript has 2 exons. The coding region runs from base 1 to 483 and encodes 160 amino acids. NCBI's taxonomy places the organism in Eukaryota, Fungi, Chytridiomycota, Chytridiomycetes, Rhizophydiales. The record is from RefSeq and is a predicted model, not a curated record. Gene Ontology annotation, biological process: non-motile cilium assembly.
AUGAUUAUACAGGUGGUAUGGUUCAAUCUUGGAGCAUGGAGCAAGUUUCAAGGACUGUUUCUUCUUGGUGCAUUUGUUGUCAUUGAGCCUAUCCGACUGUGGCUUGGAUAUUCGGGUAAUCUAAAGGAAAGAGUUCCAGAUCUAUCAGGCUGUUUUGUUUUUAGCAUAUUCCCACAACUACUUAUAUGUCUAUACUUUAUGCUCCUCCAGCCAAUAAUGGGAAAUGGCGUGACGAUGCCAUUUGAUUAUGCAUUGAAUCUAGUGUAUAUUCUGAUGAUUGCAGCCGAGAUCGUGUAUGGAUAUAUGGCAGCCAAAGACAUUGUGCAAAACCACACCAUGCAUAUCUAUAUGAUCUUGGGGGAAACGACCAAGGAUGAUAAAGGGACUGACAGCACUAGACUGGACCAGACUGAUGGGUUUUCAGUUUGUAGUUACAACUCUGCAAACAGUGGAGUAGAGUAUACUCGACUCAAGUCGGAAUGA